Molecule: messenger RNA, 7330 nt
Organism: Cololabis saira (Pacific saury)
Lineage: Eukaryota; Metazoa; Chordata; Actinopteri; Beloniformes; Belonidae
Product: DNA (cytosine-5)-methyltransferase 3A-like
Exons: 23
Coding region: 267-2795 (842 amino acids)
Biological process (GO): negative regulation of DNA-templated transcription
Cellular component (GO): cytoplasm; nucleus
Molecular function (GO): methyltransferase activity
Source: RefSeq, a predicted model, not a curated record
GAGGAGGGAGAGAGAGGCAGCGCGUGAACGCAGGAGAGAGAGAGAGAGAGCGGACCGUCAGGGUCCGGCCGCCUGAGGGACGAACGACACGGAGAGGGUGAGGACUGAGUGAGCGUGAGCGUCCAACCAGCCCAGAGACUGAAUGAAGCUGCACCUGGUGCUUCAGAUGGCCUUUCCCAUGUUUUGAUUUUCUGCGUGUUGUUUUUUUUCUUUUUUUGUUUCUUUUUGUACUCUCUGAACUUGGUUGAUCAGCGGCGCUCCCUGCCAUGCCGUCCAACAGUCCUGCUGCCGCUGAGCCACCUCAGACGCCAGAGAACGAAAUCUCCAAUGAUGUGAGUGAAGAUGGAGCAGACCAGGACAGUCCAGAGGAGGGGACGCCAGCGAGCCCUCAUAACAAGCGAAGAGUUGGUCGUCCUAGCCGGAAACGCAAACAGCUGCUUCCUGAGUUGGCAACCUCUGACCCCUGUGCAAAGGCCCCCCCAACUCUGCCCGAGGAGUCGCAGCCUUCACCCUCCCCUCGCAAGAAGCGUGGGCGUCGGAAACUAGAGCAAAACGAGAAGAAUAAAGACGAGUCAGACGACAGAAACUGCGACUCCCCUAGAGAGGUUGAGACUGGGAGGCUCCGGAGGAGGCCGGUCCGCAGAGUGACUUUUCAGGCUGGAGAUCCGUACUACAUCAGCAGGAGGCAAAGAGAAGAAUGGCUCAGCCGCUGGAAGAUGGAGGCUGAACGGCGGGCGUACCGAGAAGCGGAGAUAAGCAUAAUGGACGACCUAUCAGAGGCUGACUUUCAUAAAGAGGAGGAGCCAGCGAGUCCAGCUCCUCCACCUUCUCAACAACACACAGAUCCCGCCUCUCCGACAGUAGCUGUGACGCCGGAGCCCGUUGCCAGGGGAGACCAGGCCACGCACAGCGAGAUUGAGUACCAGGAUGGCCGGUCCUUCGGCAUCGGGACGCUGGUGUUUGGGAAGCUGCGAGGUUUCUCUUGGUGGCCCGGCGAGAUCGUUUCCUGGUGGAUGAGCGGCCGGAGUCGGGCUGCAGACGGGACUCGUUGGGUGAAGUGGUUUGGUGACGGCAAAUUCUCCGUGGUUUGCGUGGAGAAGCUAAUGCCCCUGACCUCUUUCUCAUCUGCCUACCACCAGCCAACGUACAACAAACAGUUCAUGUACCGGAAAGCCAUCUACGAGGCUCUGAAGGCGGCCGGCAAACGGGCAGGGACGACAGCUCCUCCCUGCAAUGCGAGCGAGGAUCCCGAGGCCAUGGAACGCGAUACCACACCGAUGAUCGAGUGGGCCAUGACCGGCUUCCUGCCCAACGGGCCACAAUCUCUGGACCCCACAGAGGGGGAAAAGAAUCCAUACAAGGAGGUGUACCGAGAGAUGUGGACAGAGCCAGAGGCAGCGUAUACACCUCCACCUGCAAAGAAACCGCGCAAGAACACGGCAGAAAAAGGAAAGAUAAGAGAGGUGAUCGAUGAAGGGACCAGAGAGAGACUUAUACAAGAGGUCAAAAAGAAGACCAAGAAUAUUGAAGAUAUUUGCAUCUCCUGUGGAAGUCUCAACGUCUCUCUGGAGCAUCCUCUCUUCCUAGGAGCAAUGUGCCAGGGCUGCAAAAACUCGUUCCUGGAGUGCGCCUACCAGUACGACGACGAUGGCUAUCAGUCCUACUGCACCAUCUGCUGUGGAGGGAGGGAAGUGCUCAUGUGUGGCAACAACAACUGCUGCAGGUGCUUCUGUGUGGAGUGUGUGGACCUGUUGGUGGGAGCCGGCUCAGCGGCGAUCGCCAUCAAAGAAGAUCCCUGGAACUGCUACAUGUGCGGACCCAAGAACACCUACGGAUCACUGCGGCGACGAGACGACUGGCCCUGCAGACUACAGCACUUCUUUGCCAAUAACCACGAGCAAGAAUUUGAGCCAGCUAAGUUGUACUCUCCAGUUUCAGCGGAGAAGAGGCAGCCGAUCCGAGUCCUCUCCUUAUUUGACGGCAUUGCCACAGGCCUGCUGGUGCUGAAAGAUCUGGGCCUCCAGGUGGACAAGUACGUGGCAUCUGAAGUUUGCGAAGACUCUAUCACCGUCGGCAUGGUUCGACACCAGGGACGCAUCAUGUACGUGGGAGACGUACGCAACGUAACCCGCAAACAUAUUGACGAGUGGGGACCAUUUGACCUGGUGAUCGGAGGAAGCCCCUGCAACGACCUCUCCAUAGUGAACCCUGCUAGGAAAGGCCUUUAUGAGGGAACUGGACGGUUAUUUUUCGAAUUUUAUCGUCUGCUGCAUGAAGCCCGGCCAAAACCCGGCGACGAGCGGCCGUUCUUCUGGCUGUUUGAGAACGUGGUCGCUAUGGGAGUCAGCGACAAACGUGACAUUUCUCGCUUUUUAGAGUGCAACCCAGUAAUGAUCGACGCUAAGGAGGUCUCUGCUGCCCACCGGGCUCGGUAUUUCUGGGGAAACCUGCCAGGCAUGUCCAGACCUUUGACACCGAUGACAAAUGACAGGUUGGACCUACAAGACUGUCUGGAGCACGGCCGCACAGCCAAGUUUGAGAAGUUGCGUACGAUAACGACACGCUCCAACUCUGUGAAGCAGGGGAAAGACGAGCAUUUUCCAGUCUACAUGGACAACAAGGAGGACAUCCUCUGGUGUACUGAGAUGGAAAGGGUGUUUGGUUUCCCCGUCCACUACACCGACGUGUCCAACAUGAGUCGUCUGGCCAGGCAAAGGCUGCUGGGACGGUCUUGGAGUGUCCCAGUCAUCAGGCACCUCUUCGCCCCGCUCAAGGAGUACUUCGCCUGCAACUAGUCACACACCAACUCUCUCUCUCUCUCACACACACACACACACACACACCCAGUGAUGACUACAAACAGUAUACAGCUAGUACAUGAAGGUUGGCUGGUAUAGUAUGACAUAGACCGGACGCAGACACACAUACACUGUAAAAGACUGCUUUCCCAGAUCCCCGGUAGACCACUGGCUGACCUUAGUCCCCUGGUGCUACUUUGCUGAUUUAUACACAUGCGCAGGUGCAGGGUUAUUGUUGUAUAAAUCUUCAUACACACACUUCCUGUCCAACCUUGAAAUUGAUGUCUUCUGGCUUUACUGUGUCGUAUCAGCUGGAGUUCAAACCUCCAGGGGGCGCUAGAGUAACAUAGAUGCCCUGAUUUUCUGUUUUUAAUAUGUCUCUGAAAGCAUCAACACACCGGUGAAUCAGUCUGAAUUGUAACUGUAUUGAUAUGACAGUCCUACUGCUGCACAGCAGUGCAAAGGUCAUGAAUGCAUCCAAAAAAACACACAUUUACCAGUUGAUGCUUGUGGUGCUGGUUGGUUGUGCUAAAGUUCAAAUGGUGCCACUUGAAUACAACACUUUUACAGUCUUAGGUGCUCUUGGAGACUCAUUGGUCUCCGGUUGUUUCAGUCACUGCAGUUUUUUGGUUGUUUUUAUUCUUUUUUUUUUGGCCCCUAACAGAUUUAAACCAGACAAUAACAAACAGUUAACGGCCAAGAGAAGUGAAUUCUUAACUUAAAAUAAUGUGUGUUUCAUUGUGAGUGUCCAGAAAGACAAAACAUUUUAGCGCAACUGUAACUUAAUCAGGUUUUAAUAUUGUUUCUUAAAGGAGGGGCUGCUCUGGUUCUAGCAGGCGAGAUUAAACCAAACUACUAAAACACAGGUUUUGAUUUAUACACAUUGACAACUCCCGUUUUUUUACAAGUUUGUAAGUAUGCACACCAAUGUACAUGUAGUUCUUAGUAAAGAACAAUGAAUAAGAGUAAGGUGAAAGAAAGCAAAUAUGCAUCUAAAGACGAUAUAAAUAGCUUUAGACAAAGAUGAAUAUGUGUAGAAUCUAACAAAAAGGACAAGAAAACUUCUUAUAUCUACUGCCUUCUGCAUUCUCAGCAUUUAAAGCUCCCUCCACUGAGUGAGAAAUGUUUUUGCAAGGUGAGGCCGCCCACUCCUACUGGAGUAAAACACACAUUCAGUGUUACCUGUUACUGCCAAACAGAUUUGAAUGAUAAAUAAUAGCGCUCUGAUUAUUUCUUGGUGGCUUUUGCUAUGCUAACUAUACGGAGGAAACACUGCAUACUAACGCCAUUUAAAUAAUGGUUAUUUUUCAGAUAAAUUAAGUACGAAGUACUUAGAUGUUUUACCACUUAACUAUUUAAGAUAAAAUAUGGCAAUGAGAUGACAGUUAUUACACAUUAUUUAUAUGCAAAUAGCUUUUACAUAAAUGAUCUGUAUCUACAGUAUACAAAAGUAUGUUAACGUUUAAUUUCAUUCUGCUGUUAAUAAUGGGUCUACUGUUAGAGGGCACUCUUAUGUUACACUAUAUACAUUGAAUUGGUAUUAGUAUAUUUCUUUUGUGACGAUAAACAAUGAUGUUUUUGUUUAUACCACUUGUUUCUUUACACAUACUCGUCUCUGCAUUUAGCAGGCAAAGGGGUUUUAUGAUUGGUCCCAACCAGUCGGGUUUAACUCAUCCGGCGUCUUAUUCCUGCUUGCAGAGCAGCACAGCCUCUGGGAAACAUUUAACUUUAAAGGAGGUCACAAUAUUUACCAUGGCAGCAUUUAAAGAAUCCUCCUCUAACGGUCUACGUUCUCUUGUGCCUAAGCUCCGGUGCUCUGGUAUUAAAUAAAAUACAAAUCAGCCGCCUCUCCGGGAGGGGGCUGAUUGUGCUUCAGUUAUCACGCUGCAGUGACGUCCACCGAAACUUGAGCAGGCCUGUAGUCUAAACACUAUGCUGGUUUUCUGCUUCCUACAGAAACGGCCCAGUCUAAAUAACAACUCUCUUCUUAAAUAACACAGGUACAACUUAACAACCUGUGCUGAGUGUUUCUCCCGUGUUCUGCUGAACACAUGCUGGGAUAAACUCAGCCGCCGCUCGUCUCUGAGUAAGAAGAAAGCGAGCAAACCAGGUGACGAUGUAGUAUCCCUGUAGUGAAGAGGGGGUUAUUUACACAGGGCUGUCUUCUGAGAAAAUAUUUCAGUCUGGUGCUUGUGGUCCGCAGAUGACCAUCUAUUCCAGCAAGCCUUCCGAUCCUUUAACCUUCCUCAGAUACCAGCUAACGACUGGACACGCGUGGUCUACGCCGACACAGACCCUCUGUAAUACAAACAAACACAAACGGCCUCUCAGGCCGACAGUAAACCAGCAGGUUCCAGGUGUUUUUUCCAUCAUGUUUACUCUCCGUUUAUACAACCAACCUUCAGGUGCUUUUUAAACGGCUCUUUUUUACAGUGCUAUCGCAGGUCGCAUAUACAGACACACUCAUCUGCUGUAAACGCAGCGCAGACUUUCACGCUUCUCUGAUUCUAACGACUGCGCCACUCCAGAACAUGCCAUCAGCACACACACGCACACACACUGUGUUCUUUGCUGGCCGCCUGUUGCCAUCAGGCUUCCCACGGCGCUGCUGGGUGUGACAUCACCACCCCGCGAUGCUUGGUGCUCCCAACCCCCCUCUCCUCUCUCCAACACCCCUGUCCAGCUGAAUCCCCCUCAAACAACCCCAUCACCACCCCCAGGUGCUGCAUGUCAGUCAGUCAGUGUAACCUCUGAUUCCAUGUUAGAUUAGGGAGUAAUGAUAAUAAUAAUAUGGUAAUAAUAAUUAAAAUAAUAAUCUGUUAUCGUGUGUGUGUACUGUUACAGGUUGGUGCUCAGUUCAGUUCAGUCUCAGCCUACAGAGGGGAGAAAGAGAGGCUAGAGAAAGCAUAUAUUACAGUUAGUAUAGUGACUUGUUCUAUUGCGCCCAAGAAUGCUAGAAGAAGUCGUGGAAAUGAUGAGCUGCAUGAAGUUCUCAGACCAGAGAUGAGUUGGAAUAAACCACAGCUGAGACAGAAUUUGCUAUUUUUUUUUGCUGUUCCCAAACCAAAUGGUUCCCAAAUUGCGUCUCAUAUCUCAGAAAGAGCACAGACGUAAAUUUGCGUGGAUGGAAACUCAUCAAAACAAAAUCUGGGUGAUAAGAUGUUGUAGAUGUAAGAUAUAACAGUUUUGAUCUAGACUUAAACAUCUCAAUAACCACUGGAGCACCAUGAGUUUUGAUUCAUUUCAUUUUAUGGGUUUUUUUGUUUUGUUUUUAAAAUUUUAUUUCAUUAUAUAUUAUUUCUUGCACAACUAAUAGUGUAGAAGUAGGUGGGGGUGGAGCGAAAAGGUUUUACACUUUGGCUUCAGAGGAUUUGGCAGGGUUGUUAUGUUAGAGUCUCCACCGAAGCAUUUAAGUCUACCUCUACAAUAAAUGUGUCACUAAAGGUCUGCAAAUUUACAAGAUUUAUCAUCACUCUACGUUGAUAUUUAUUUAGCUUUCUUAAUGGACAAUAAGAACCAGAAACAACAGUGUUCAUGAAUAAAACCUCACGGUUCUCAUCUGGUUCUCUCCAGGCCAUCAAAUCAUGGGUGAAUAAAUCAUCGCUCAGACCUAAUAUUGUUUUGUGCAGCAAAGCUGAUCCACAAAACUAAUUAAACGUGAAUAUUCAAACCAUUGCCAAAAAUAGCUCGGCUCUGAAUUUGAAUUUAUCCUGAAAAGGUCAGAGAAAGGUGGCAAGACUAAUACCAUGAGUGUUUCUUUGUUUUAUUUUUUGUCUGUUUUCUUUUCCACUCAAAUUAAGCAUUCAUUUCACCUUUAAUUUGACCAAAAUGACUGACAAAACCCAAGAAUUUAAGCAUUGUGUGUAUCCAAACAUCAAUGAAUGCAGGAUACACAGUUUGUUAGCAUGUUUCAGUUGUUGUUCACACAUUUUGAUUAUUUCUUUUCAAUGUUUUAAUUCAUUUUUGCACAUUAAAUUUGAUUUCUUUUACUGAGUCCACGCAGUAGAUCAGCAGUUUACGCUGAUAAAAGACUACACUCUCAUAUAACAAUCAGCUCCUUUUAAGUACCCCAAAGUAAAUUUCAUUAUGAAUUGUUGCUAUACAAAUAAACUGAAUUCAAUUGUAUCAAACAUGAACGCCCAUGAAUAUAUGAUUUGUAAGCUCGGGAAUAUCUGUCACAUAUAAACUAUAUGCUGUAUGUUUCCCUUAAAAUCAGCAAAGGAAACAACUAAAAUGUAAACUCGUUGUAUCUUGUGUGCUCAAUUUAGUAAAACUUGACUCCAAAAUAAUACUUUUAUUUUGGUUUAUGAUCACUCGGAUGCUUUACUCUGUGGGUUUCAGAUACCUUUGGCGAUCCACCAUCACUUUCAAAUUUGUCAGACACUCAAAUCCAUGAUGUAAUUCUUGUAAUAUAUUCCCCUUGUACUAAUUUCUUUUUUGUACUAAUUAGUAAAUGUUACCAUGCCAACAUUACACAUUAAAAAUAUGAAUCCUGGUUGACGUGUGAAAGAUUAAAAGAGACUUUUAAUAUC